AUGAGCUGGCAAAAUCGAUGCGUACAGAUGAUCCUAGAAGGGAGUGUUGUAGCGUCAGUAAGAGAGCAAGUGGCGUUUGUUGCGGUAGAAAGAAAUCGCGAAGGCAGAGCACAUGACAGUAAAUGUGCGGCAAUGACUGAAGUGAUGGAAGAGGUGUGCGCAAUCCUGCACUGCCAAGACUCAGAAGUAAUUAUGAGAGUAAGGGAGGUUGUCCGCAGCCUUCACUGUAGGAAAGAAGACAGCCGACGAGCUUCGACUGCAGUUGAUUCAAAAAGACUCACAGAUCGAGCAACGGCGCCAACAAUUCGAGGGGUUAGGACAGCAGGAAAAAGGCGAAUGCCCUCGCGGACAAUGAUUAUAGCAACGGUGCAGCUCAAACAGAACGAUUUGAUAGAAGCACAUCAUUCAAGCGACCAGCCGUUAACAGGAGUACUUCAAGAGCUGGAUGCCAUCGCCCCGGCCGUGCUGCGAGAUUAUGCGGAGAAAAGGCUGCGGAACACGUCAAAGAAUGGUACAAUCGAGUGCAACCUCUCUCUGGUAGGCAGGCGAAUGCUUCAAAAAAUUUGUAAAUUCCUUGACAUAAAGUAUACCAGGGAGCAGUGGAAAAAUUCUAACAGAGUACAACUAUUUCAAAGUUUUGUCAGAAAUAAAGCGUUAACGGUACUCGAGGCACUGCCAGGAGCCCGUGCAAUAGCACGCGUUACCCGGACAUCCCCGCGAAACAGACUUCGUAUGCAGAAGUCCGAGAUUCUAUGGUAG
This is a messenger RNA of Ostertagia ostertagi, 759 nucleotides long. The record is from the annotation of a GenBank genome assembly. NCBI's taxonomy places the organism in Eukaryota, Metazoa, Nematoda, Chromadorea, Rhabditida, Trichostrongylidae.